CUGAUACAGCUCUGUUUUCUGCUGCGUCUUACUGACCUUCUGUGAGGAUGGAGAACAGCCGGGACCAAGUUCAGAACAAACCUAUUCGCCUCAUGGUAGCAGCUUGUAACGAGAUGGGAAUAGCAAAAGAUGGAAAAUUGCCUUGGAAUUUACCGUCUGAAUUCAAAUACUUUCUGGACACCAUCACAAGAGUGUCAAGACCAGGAAACAUGAAUGUGUUGAUCUGGGGAAGACGGUGCUGGAUCUCCCACCCACAAGAUACUUUCCCACUGGCCAAUUCGUUGCAUGUGGUGCUGAGCAAAACACUGAGCACAGUGCCGGAUCACGCUCACUUUUUGUGCCGAGACUUUGAUAGUGCUGUCCGCCUGGCGUCAGAGCCCCCCCUCGCUGGCAUAAUAGAGACCAUCUGGAUUAUUGGUGGGACGCAGGUCUUUGAGGACUCGUUGAAACACCCGUGGUGUGACCUUAUUUACCUGACAGACGUCAUGGCCGACUUUGACUGUGACGUUUUCUUCCCUCAGUUUGACAGAGAACUAUUCAAAGUUCAGGAAAGUUUUCCUGAUGUUCCGACUGAAAUUCAAGAGGAGAAUGGGAUCAAGUUCAAAUGUCAAGUAUUCAAGAAAGUGACUGCUGAGGACCCAUAAUUAAAAAAAAAAAGUAUUCAAAAGUAUUUGAUGCAUACACUCCUGGCUGCACUGUAGACAACGUUCAAAAACACAUCUGUACUGUUAUCGUUUUCCAUAAUCAAGGAAACGCUAAGUCUUGUUAGGACUCUUACAAUCUCUCAACCAUCCCUUUGCAAGUUCACAUUUUUAAAAAAAAGAAACGUUUUUAAAUGUAUUUUCAUUUUAUUAAUCAAACAUAUGAAUCUGUAUGGAGCCAAAUCAGGGCCAAAAGUUUUGCUAAUUUGAAAAUAAA
Messenger RNA from Cololabis saira (Pacific saury), 918 nucleotides. RefSeq names its product zgc:153031. Bases 48 to 644 code for a protein of 198 amino acids. Gene Ontology annotation, cellular component: mitochondrion. Gene Ontology annotation, biological process: glycine biosynthetic process; folic acid metabolic process; tetrahydrofolate biosynthetic process. The transcript has 6 exons. The record is from RefSeq and is a predicted model, not a curated record. NCBI's taxonomy places the organism in Eukaryota, Metazoa, Chordata, Actinopteri, Beloniformes, Belonidae. Gene Ontology annotation, molecular function: NADP binding; dihydrofolate reductase activity.